AUGGCACAGUGUCUGGUCGAUGGCAUGUCUAGAAGUACAGUGGAGGCUCGAGCGGUGGAGAGAAAGAACGAUGGAAUAGGAGCAGAGAGGGAAAGGGAGGACACAGUUUGCUAUCCAAGUGAUAGUAAACCUGUGUUAACUGUAGAGUGGUUGGAUCAAUUUAUAAGGGUCCAGUACGUCGCCAAGCUGCAACACCUUCUCAAUGCAGUGCAGGGCCCGGCGGCGCUUCGACUGAAAGGAAUGGAAAUCACAGCAGCCAAUUUCGACGUUGCAUGGGACAAGCUCGUGCAUCGCUAUGACAAUCGGCGCAUACGUUUACAUAACGCCCUGGAGAGCCUAAUGCAGCUACCACUGGUGAAGUCGCGCACCGUGGAUGAGCUUACCAACCUGAUCGACAGGACAGAGGAGGCGGUUCGAUCGCUGCAGGAAUUGCGGUGCCCUGUUCACGAGUAUGACAAUUGGAUUGUCCACUGCGUCGUUCGAAAGCUCGACGCGAAUUCGCGGGAGUCGUGGGAGAUCUCACGCGAGGAAUCCUCCGAGUUCCCGAAGUACGGUGAUCUGGUCCUUUUUCUCGAGCGUCGUGUGCAGUCGCUGGAGCAGGCGCGACCAUCAGCCGGGCUUGCGACGACGAGCAGCCAAGGCUUGCGUGAUCGGGGCUACGGACAUCGACGUGUCUCGGCCAACACCGCACGAAUUGAAGACGCGCCUGCGGGUCGUUCGGGACCCCUGUGCGACGUCUGCCAGAAGAGCCACUGGAUUCAUAGAUGCUUCAAAUUUUUAGGCAUGUCCCAGCAGCAGCGGCUCGAGCUGUGCAAGGCGAAGCGUCUGUGCCUGAACUGCCUGCACAGGUCGCACCUCGUUGUCAAGUGCCCAUCAUCGUCGCGCUGCCUCAUCUGCCAGGAUAAGCAUCACACGAAGCUUCACACCGACAGGCUGGGACGACCGAGACACGGGAACGGCAGCAGCGCCGAGGAAGAGGCCAUGAGCAACGUCAACGCUCCAAUCGAAGAGGAUCAAGGCAGCUCGGUGAAUGUGUUCACGACUCGAGUUGGCUCCGACAUUUUGUUGGCUACCGCAAUGGUACACCUCGUGACCGCGGACGGACAGCUCCUGUCGGUCAGGGCACUCAUUGACCCAGCGGCGGAGCGGAGCUUCAUCACUCGGCGUGCGGCAUCGCAGCUGAAUUUGCCUACGCGACGCACUUCGAUGUCGAUCAUUGGUCUCGGCGCUGCUGAGUCAUCGAAAGCCGGCACCGAGCUGUGCCUGCGGGUGCGAUCCCCCAAGAAGCCUGAAUUUGCAUUGCAGACAUCGGCCCUGAUACUUUCGGAGCUUACGGAUUUCUUACCCAGCAAUCGAGUGAAAUUUGAGUCGUGGCAGCACAUAUGGGGUCUUGAGCUGGCCGAUCCGCGCUUUGGAGUGCCGGCGCGUGUGGAUUUCGUUCUCGGCGGCGAUGUGUUCCCGGAGCUUAUUUUGAACGGGGUCAUCAAGGGGACUUCGGGAACCCCCGUGGCCCAGAAGACGGUCUUUGAAUGGAUAUUGACGGGACCAACGCUGCCGGACACGGCCGACGAAGGAGGUGCUGUGCGAGCGUUUCACGCAUCAAUUGAGCCGUCAAUCUCAAGUCUCGUCUCGAAGUUAUGGGAGCUCGACAACGUAACGAGCAGGCCGCAUUUGUCUGAGGACGAGAGGCGCUGCGAAGAACUGUUCGUGCAGACGCAUCGUCGGGACAGCAGCGGGCGAUUUGUGGUGCGUCUACCAUUCGCGCGCAGAGCCGACCUGAGAGGCUCCAGGUUCACGGCUCAGUCUUGUCUGCUAAGGAUGGAGCGCCGUUUUCAAAAGGAUUCGAGGCUGCGCGACGUUUAUUCCGAGUUUAGGGAUGAAUACAUAAGGCUUGGGCACAUGGAAUGUGUGCCGACGCAGCAACUUCAACGACCGAGUUCCUAUUUGCCUCAUCAUGGAGUUUUUCGACCGGACAACCCCAACAAGAUUCGAGUGGUGUUCAACGCGUCGAGCAAGGCAAAUGACGGAAUAUCGUUGAAUGACCAACUGCUUGCGGGGCCAAAACUGCAGGCGGAUAUUACAGUGGUACUGUCCAACUGGCGUUUUUUCGAAUUCGCAGGCACGACCGACGUCGAGAAGAUGUUCCGCCAGAUACGAAUACACGAGGACGACGUCGACUGGGAGCGUGUGCUCUGGCGAGCUGGCCCUGACGAGCCGAUACGUGAUUAUCGCUGCACGACGGUAACUUACGGGACUGUUUCAGCUCCCUUCCAGGCCCUGCGCGUGAUGAAGCAGCUUGCGGAGGACGGACGGGUAGCUUAUCCGGAAGCAUCGGAGGUGCUACAGCACCUGCUCUACGUCGAUGAUCUUUUUUUUGGCGCCGGAUCUGCGGGAGAGGCAAUACGCCGAAGAGAUGAGCUCAUCGCGCUGCUCGCGUCAGCUGGCAUGAGGCUAGCGAAGUGGGCUGCAUCGCACACAGAAAUCGUUGAGGAUCUCACCGACAACAAGCCGGAGGCGGUUGCAUUGAGGGUAGAUGAGGCGGUGUUUACACUUGGAUUGAAAUGGCUACCUCGGCUGGACUGUUUUACCUUUCAAUUUAAGCCUGUCCUCACGACGUCGCCUGCCACUCGUCGUACGGUAUUAUCCGACAUUGCAAGGACAAGUCAAGUACUUGGCACUUGCAUGCGUUCGCUGACGCGUCUAAGAGAGCCCAAGACAAAAUUAGCACCGACCAAAGUGCAGACGGUGCCGAGGUUGGAGCUCUGCGCGGCCGCUCUUCUUGUCCGCCUGGUCAAGAGUCUGCUUGACGGCCUCAGAUUUCCACCGGCGCGCAUCUUCUGUUGGUCGGACUCGAGUGUUGUGUUUGAGUGGUUGCGAGGACAUCCUUCGAGGUGGCCAACGUUCGUGGCGAAUCGAGUCAGCGACAUUCAGACUGGCCUGCCUGACGCUUGCUGGAGGCAUGUACGAACGAUGGAUAAUCCAGCUGACUGUGCGACAAGAGGAUUAUCGCCGCUCGAAUUGUCCGCUUUCCCACUUUGGUGGAAUGGCCCUUCUUGGCUUCUCGACGAGGAGGCAACGUGGCCAGCAUCUGUUAUACCCUCGAGUGAAAGCGCACAGGUUAUGGUCGCACGGCAGGCGCCUCCGCCGGCCGUUACCAGCUGCCUACCGAAUUUGAGCGUAUUUUCCAGCUUCAGCAAAAUGGUUAAAGUGCUCUGUUACUGCCGCCGGUGGCUGGCUGUCGUCGGUCGAGCGGAAGUGGCGGGGCCCGAUGGUGACGAGUGGAGAGAGGCUCAAUUUAUGUGUUUUCGGCUGAUCCAAGCGCAUCAUUUCGGGGACGACAUCAAGGCGGUCACUGCUGGAGAAAAGCUGCCGAAGAGGAGUCGGUUGAGGGCACUUCACCCCUUCAUUGGCACUGGAGGUCUAUUGCGAGUUGGUGGUCGUUUGCAGAACGCUCCACUGACAUAUGAUGAAAAACACCCGAUCAUUCUGCCUGGACGUUGUUUAAUCGUGAGGAGAUUGAUUGAACAGGCUCAUAGGGAUACCCUUCAUGGCGGACCGCAGCUUAUGCGCUCACACCUAGGCCGCAUGUUUUGGAUUUUGCGAGGCCCGCGCGUCAUUCCCGCCGUUUGCGGAGACUGCGUUCGCUGUGCUCGCUUUCGAGCUACUGCAGUGGAGCAGCAGAUGGUCCCGCUGCCCGCAGUUCGAGUCACUCCUGGACGACCAUUCCAAGUAACAGGAUUAGACUAUGCCGGACCACUGCCAAUACUGUUUUCAAAAGGACGUAAGGCUCCGUCCACCAAAGGUUACAUCGCCAUCUUUAUAUGCAUGGUCGUCCGAGCGGUCUACGUUGAGGUGGUGUCGGAUCUGACCACCAGUCAAGCUCUCGUGGGCGAGCAAGAUCCGACUCCGGAAAGUCCAGGAGUGGAACUGCGUGCCGAAUCGAAUCGGCGCUGUCUUUUAUACCGCUGGCCGGGAGCAUCGAGGGAGCUGCGUGAACUUUUCUCCAAAAGCUCGCCUCUUCUCGAGCGUGCAAGCAAUCGUUUGCAGAAGAGAGGCAUAGUUUGGACGUUCAUCCCUCCCAGGGCACCCCACUUCGGCGGUUUGUGGAAGGCCGCCGUGCGGAGCUUCAAAUACCACUUUCGACGGGUCAUUGGCGACACGAGGCUCACAUUUGAGGAGCUUUCAACUGUGGCUGCGCGCAUCGAAGCGUGUUUGAACUUGCGACCGCUGUGUCCUCGCAGCAGCCGACCAGAGGAUUUGGAGGCUCAUUUUUUGGUUGGGUCUUCGCUGCUGGACUACCCUGAGCCUUACGAUGAUCGAACUCUCAACUUUACUAGUCGCUGGAGAUUGUUGCGCGGCAUGCGUGACUUGUUUUGGAGUCAAUGGCGAAGAGAAGUGCUCUCACAAAUGCAGCAGAGGAGUAAGUGGCUGACCGCACGCGAGAGCUUGCGGCCAGGUGACAUGGUGCUGCUCAAGGAUGAUCUCUGUUCGCCAUCGUCGUGGCCGCUGGCACGCGUCGAGCAGGUUCAUCCGGGUUCUGAUGGAUUGGUCAGAGUUGCGACUAUCAAGACCGCAAGCUCAACUUUUACAAGACCAAUUGUCAAAUUGAUUAAGCUGCCGACUGAUGCUCAAGCCGAGGAAUAUUACUGUCGGCUCAAUGAAAAGAAGACGAACGAAUGA
This is a messenger RNA of Trichogramma pretiosum, 4680 nucleotides long. RefSeq lists its product as uncharacterized. Bases 1 to 4680 code for a protein of 1559 amino acids. Gene Ontology annotation, molecular function: nucleic acid binding; aspartic-type endopeptidase activity. Lineage: Eukaryota; Metazoa; Arthropoda; Insecta; Hymenoptera; Trichogrammatidae. The record is from RefSeq and is a predicted model, not a curated record. Gene Ontology annotation, biological process: proteolysis. The transcript is spliced from 5 exons.